AUGUCGGCAGGUGGCCCAUCUCAGAGCAUGCCCCCGUUCAAUCUGUCGCAGUACCCAUCCGACGAUUCUCACCGUGCUCCAGGAACUCGACCCUUCCAGUUCUCACGCAACAUGUCUUCAGACGACCGUCACGCUACAGUCAACCUUCCGCAGAGCACCGCAGGUCCAUUUGGCCAGUCGAAUCACGAUGCCAUGAGCAACAGCAUCUCGAGCCUGCACAGCAAUGACACCGGUCCAAAUUAUGGCGCCAACGCAUCUAUCGGCAGGCAAGGACAAGGCUACGACCAGGCAAGUCGGUUGCGUCAGAAUUUCAACAUUGGACGCAGCUCUUCGCCUCUAUCAAGACCCCCUCUCUUCAGCCCCAACUUGCUUCAUGAGGUAGAAAGGUCCUCGCAGCAUCAUCAAGUGAAAUCGCCAUCAGGUUCUCAUUCUGCAUCCUCGCCGCCUCCACGGAGCAACGUCGCCUCUCCGCGCUACUUUAACGAUCCUCAUCAUGCAUCCCACACAUACCAGCAACUUCAACAGCAGCAACACUCGCAUCAGCACCAUCUUUCGCACCAGCAACAGCAUCAAAACUCCGACAAUCAUCAACAAUCUCAUCAGCAGCAGCAUCAACAGCAUCAACAGCAUCAACAGCAGCAACAGCAUCAACAGCAUCUCAACCAACAACACUCUUCCAACGCCGGACCAUACCCACCUUCGCACCUGCCAUCGCAUCAACAUGGCCACCCUCAGCAGCCUUGGCCGGCUCGCAACGGUGGCAUGGGCCCGCUCGACUUUCCUCCGUCGCUCAACCCUGCCGACCGCCCGCAUUCGUCCAUGUCGGAACGCUCUUCUCGCAUCCAUGACAACCUCGUCUCGCGUGGCACUCCCGGCAUUGGCAACUCGCAAAGCCCAGUGCACAGCUUGAACAAGGAGUCCGAGUUCAGCAUCUUCGUCGGUGACUUGAGUCCUGACCUGCGUGAGGAAGACCUCGUCCAGCAGUUUCUUCACCCGCCAGCAUGGUCACACAACCACCCCUUCGCCUCGGCACUCAUUCACGCUCAGCAGGCACAAGGCAUCUACCAGCCAGGUGCACACAUCGGUCCAGCACCUUUCCACUCGACCAAGUCGGCCAAGAUCAUGACUGACCCUGUCGCUGGUGUUUCGAAGGGCUAUGGCUUUGUACGAUUCGCACUGGAAGCUGACUGCAACCGAGCGUUAGUGGAGAUGCAAGGCGUUGUUGUCUCGCCAGCGAAUGGGCUCUCACCAGGUCGACCUCUGCGUGUCAGCACAGCUACACCAAAGAACAGAGGCAUGGUUCCUCCACCGCCCAACAUGCCAGGCGAUCCCAACCAGCAGCACUUGCAGAUGCCUCGUCCUCACAACCCUGCUCAGAACAGCAGCGCUUCGUUCCUAUAUGGAGGUGCUGCUACUGGUGUAGCUGGACCUGGUGGUGCACCGUCUGAAGUGGUUUCGCCGCACCCUUUGUCACAUGUGCGACAGCAGUCAAGCCCAAGCAACUCUUCCUCGCUGAUCUCGCCUAUCCCACCCGCAUCGCCGUACGAAGGUCCUGGCAGCAGUGGCGUUAAUAUACCAAACUCUUUCGGUCCACUGUACGGUGGGUUCCCCGGUCACGUUGUUGGCGUUGGAGGAGAUGGAACACGUAAUUCUUCUCCGGCAGCAAUGAUGCGUUCGCAAACACCAUCAUCAGCACCUCCGCCACCUCUUCAACAGCAAGGUGGCGGCGGUGGCGGUGGCGGUGGCGGAAAUUCAAACGACAGCGCCGCAGACCCGAACAACACCACCGUCUUUGUCGGCGGUCUAUCCUCUCUCAUUUCCGAACAAACCCUGCGCAGGUACUUUGAACACUUUGGCGAAAUCACCUACGUCAAGAUCCCUCCCGGAAAAGGCUGCGGGUUUGUGCAAUACGUUCGUAAACAAGAUGCCGAAAAUGCCAUUCACCGCAUGAAUGGGUUCCCCAUCCUCAACUCCAAGAUCCGCCUCAGCUGGGGUAGAAGUCAAGGGGAUAAAGCGGCGGCAGCAGCAGCACAGACUAUGGCUCAAUACGCUCAGUUGGGUCAACUCGCCGGGUUAGCAGGGUUGAGCACUUUGAGUCCAAGUCAGCUAGCGCAAUUGGCUGGGUUGGGGAGCGCGUUGAGUGCGGCUCAGGCUCAAGUUCAGGCGCAGACACAGAGAGGUCCUGCUGCUGGGUUUGGAGGUGGGGCUAACGACCCACUUUCGACUUUGGCAAGACAACUUGCUGCUGUGAAUCUCGGUGGUGCUCCUUCGCCAUCCUCGGCUACAUUCAACUCGGGUGGGAUGGGCCAACAGCGUCCUCCACUACCAUCGUUCCUCCAACAACACCAACAACCUCUUUCACCUCAGCAUCAGCAAUUUCUGGGCGGAUUACCAGGUCUGUCCCCCAACGGCUACAACUCUAACGCACCAUUCGACUUUCCCCCUCCCCACACUUGCUCCCGUAUGCACCCCGAAAACGGCGGAGGGGGAAUAUCAGAAUCAGACCUGAUCAACGCAUUCUCUAACCUGGAAUUCGAUGAAACCACUCGCACCGCUCUCGCUCAACGUUUGCAAGCCCUCCAAUCGCAACCCCAAUCGGGAAGAGGGAGAGUGGAUCCAUUCGCACAUAACAGAGAUCCAAACGGGUUUAUGUUCUCCCCUUUCUCACCCUCCGACUCGCCCUUAGUGGGGGCCAAGGCUGACCUCCCGCAAUCUCAGUCUAGUGCUAGCUCGCUACACCUCUCUCACACUAGAGCUGAUGAGGAUGGAGGCGCCGAGUGA
Messenger RNA from Ustilago hordei, 2781 nucleotides. RefSeq lists its product as uncharacterized. Gene Ontology annotation, molecular function: mRNA binding. Gene Ontology annotation, cellular component: cytosol. Gene Ontology annotation, biological process: mRNA splice site recognition. The transcript has a single exon. Lineage: Eukaryota; Fungi; Basidiomycota; Ustilaginomycetes; Ustilaginales; Ustilaginaceae. The coding region runs from base 1 to 2781 and encodes 926 amino acids. The record is from RefSeq and is a predicted model, not a curated record.